GGAACGGUCCUUAUUCGGCUCGCGGGAGGGACCGCCUUAACUGGACAGACACAGCAAGGUGCUAAAGAUGCCUUCCAUCAGAGGCCAGGUUGGAAGCUCUAAAGAGACUUCUCUCGCUGUUCUCUCACCCACCCCCAGGUUGUGUGUGUCCCGCUGUGGAUUCUCAUGUCCUUUCUGUGCCUGGUGGUCCUCUACUACAUUGUGUGGUCCGUCUUGUUCUUGCGCUCUAUGGAUGUGAUUGCGGAGCAGCGCAGGACACAUAUAACCAUGGCCCUGAGCUGGAUGACCAUCGUCGUGCCCCUUCUUACAUUUGAGAUUCUGCUGGUUCACAAACUGGAUGGCCACAACGCCUUCUCCUGCAUCCCGAUCUUUGUCCCCCUUUGGCUCUCGUUGAUCACGCUGAUGGCAACCACAUUUGGACAGAAGGGAGGAAACCACUGGUGGUUUGGUAUCUGCAAAGAUUUCUGUCAGUUUCUGCUUGAAAUCUUCCCAUUUCUACGAGAAUAUGGAAACAUUUCCUAUGAUCUCCACCAUGAAGAUAAUGAAGAAACCGAAGAGACCCCAGUUCCGGAGCCUCCUAAAAUCGCACCCAUGUUUCGAAAGAAGGCCAGGGUGGUCAUUACCCAGAGCCCUGGGAAGUAUGUGCUCCCACCUCCCAAAUUAAAUAUCGAAAUGCCAGAUUAGAUGCCACUUCCCGGGACAGAGCUUAAGUGGACUGGGACGCGCUCUCUCUGCCUGCCUCUGCCCCGUCGUUCACCCCGCAGACCAGAACCAGUACUGGAGCUGGGUCUCCAGGUACGUCCAUCUCAUGCCUUGUUUGCAUCCAGCGCCUAUCAGCCACUCACCACGACGGGACGCGGAAGUGGCAGGUGAUGGGGGUGUGUGCCAGCAGAUGCGGAUGCCAGGAAGAGUAUGAGAACGGGUGGGAUUUCCAUCUGUCUGGGAGGAGCUCCAGGUACCCCUCUUCCCCAUCAGACCCACUGGGGGAUGCCUGCUUGCCAGGCCCCCAGAAGGAACAUCUGUCUACACGGUGCUGAAAUCUCAAUCAAAAGUGUUGUUUCGAAAUGUAUUUCUCCACAGGGCUGACCUCCUGCAGCUCCCUCAGCACUCCCAGGUCCUCAGCACUCCCAGGUCGCGGCUGGGGCAGUCAGUAGGAACUGUAACUAUGUCUCUGAUGCACCACGUGUUUAGACACAGCACAGUCCUUUUUUCUGUUCCUACUGUGGAAGUAGUUUCUCUUUGGGCAUGCUGACAGCAGUUUUUCAUAGCCUCACCGAUGAGCUCUUUCUACGGGAGUGACUCCAUGCCUGUAUACAGAGUAUUUAUACAAAUGUUUUAGCAUCUUCAUAUGCGGUGUUAACCCCUAGUUCUGUACAGCAUAUUCUGUUCAAGUAUUUUUUUACAAGCUUGUGCUGUAGCCACAUGCCUUCUGCUGCAGAAGUGGAUGCCCGUGGCACACCCACCCCGCCCCAGUGGGGUGCCACGCCUUCGUGGGACAUUGCCACUUCUGCCCUGGAAGUCGUGCAGGUACGUAGUAGCUGCUACUGGCAGAGCAGCAACGCCAAGCAAGAGAUGGUCCAUGCUUUUCUGACGUUCUCAGAAUAGUGGCUAGCCUAAAACCUGACAAGCGCUGCUUGAAGCCGGAACACUGGAGAAUGUUGCUGAGAGCAGAAACGGCCACGCGGGUCACGACUAUGCAUGGGAAAGUCUCAAGCUUCCCUCCUGCCAGCAACAAGAAGGCUUUGGGGUAGGCACGAUGUUUUCCUAUGUGCGUGCCGUUUCUCCAAGCAGUGCAGGUUCCGCCGUGUGUCAGAGGCUGCAAGUUUAACAUCCUCCUGCCUGAAAACAAAUAGGUCCCUUGCUGAAAAGAGGGUAAAAAAAGAGCUUUGAUCUUCUCAGCCAGGAGAAGAGUGUGGCGUUUUAACAUGGGCAACUACUCGCCGGCCUACAUGGGGUUAAUUCAAGUCUGCUGCGAACACGACUCCGCCUCCAGCAAGCCCUGUUCUCUUUGGGGUACAGGGGAACAGGAUGGUUUAGCCUUUCCUGCUCAGUGUGUAAAAAAUGUAGCUAAAGCCACUAUUUUUGCUCUCUUAAGCUGUU
Molecule: messenger RNA, 2100 nt
Organism: Nomascus leucogenys (northern white-cheeked gibbon)
Lineage: Eukaryota; Metazoa; Chordata; Mammalia; Primates; Hylobatidae
Product: transmembrane protein 185A-like
Cellular component (GO): dendrite
Source: RefSeq, a predicted model, not a curated record